AUGGCUGGUGGGGGGAUUUUAUUGCUAGUUGUCGUGUUGGUGGGGUCGGCAGCGAGUGGCAUCAGAGGAGUUCAAAGAGUAAUGAAUUUGCAGAGGGCGUUCCCGCUAAACCAGAUAGUGGAACUGGAGGCGCUAAAGGCUCGAGACCGACUGAGACAUGCUCGAAUGUUACAGAGCUUCGCCGGAGGCAUCGCCAAUUUUCCGGUGUUCGGAAACUCCGAUCCUUCUAAUGCUGGACUUUAUUAUACCAAAGUUAAAUUGGGAUCUCCACCAAGAGAAUUCAAUGUGCAAAUUGAUACUGGGAGUGAUAUUUUGUGGGUUACAUGCAGUUCCUGUAAUGAUUGCCCCAAGACAAGUGGCCUUGGAAUUGAGCUCACUGUCUUUGAUGCUGCUAGCUCAUCAACCGCUUCCCCUAUUUCCUGCUCUGACAAUCAAUGUGCUGCUAUAGUUCAAACUGCAAAUGCUGAAUGCUCUACACAAAGUAACCAGUGUAGUUACUCGUUCCAAUAUGAAGAUGGAAGUGGUACUUCUGGAUUUUAUCUGUCAGAUCUGCUUUAUUUUGACACAAUUUUGGGUACCUCAUUGAUUGCCAAUUCUUCAGCUCCUAUUGUUUUUGGGUGCAGCACCUCUCAGUCUGGGGACUUGAUUGCAUCAGAUAAAGCAAUUGAUGGAAUCUUUGGUUUUGGCCAGCAGCAUCUUUCAGUAAUAUCCCAAUUAUCAUCGCGUGGAAUCACUCCUAAAGUGUUUUCCCAUUGCUUGAAAGGAGAGGGCGAGGGUGGAGGCAUCCUAGUUCUUGGUGAAAUUUUGGAUGCAAGCAUCGUUUAUAGUCCUCUUGUUCCUUCACAGCCUCAUUAUAAUUUAUAUCUGCAGAGCAUUGCUGUCAAUGGGCAACUGUUGCCUAUUGAUUUAGCAGUGUUUGCAACAUCAGGCAACCGAGGAACAGUUGUUGAUUCUGGAACAACUUUGGCAUACCUCGCGGAAGAAGCUUAUGAUCCUUUUGUUGCUGCUAUAACAGCUGCUGUUUCUCAAUCGGUCAGGCCAUUCAUUUCUAAAGGAAACGAGUGCUAUCUAGUUACUACCAGCAUAGCUGAGGUAUUUCCUCCUGUUGCUUUAAAUUUUGCUGGUGGUGCAUCCAUGGUUUUAAGACCAGCAGACUACCUUGUAAAUAUGGGAUUUGGUGAUGGUGCUGCAAUCUGGUGCAUUGGUUUUGUCAAAGUUCAGAAUCAGGGCACUACAAUUUUAGGAGAUCUUGUUCUCAAAGAUAAAAUCUUCAUAUAUGAUUUGGUUCAUCAAAGAAUAGGAUGGGCUGAUUACGACUGUUCACUGGAUGUGAAUGUCUCCCUAACUUUAGGUAAGGAUGAAUUUGUCAAUGCUGGACAGCUGCACGUGAGCAGAUCAUCAAGCUGUGUGCUCUUCAAGCUAAGACCUAAGAGCAAUAUUUCAUUGCUACUGCAUAUAUCGAUGGUGGUCAGCUUUUUCUUUUUGUAA
This is a messenger RNA of Fraxinus pennsylvanica, 1488 nucleotides long. NCBI's taxonomy places the organism in Eukaryota, Viridiplantae, Streptophyta, Magnoliopsida, Lamiales, Oleaceae. The record is from the annotation of a GenBank genome assembly.